AAAUUCCAUGUUUUUAUCUAUUCAUUGUCAUCCAAGACAAUUCCUUUUUUCGCGCAACAGUCGUUUUGUAGAUCUUCGAUGAAAUUUCACAGCGAACAAAUAUGCAUAGGAAAUGUAUGGGCGCGUUUCACUCGAGAGAAACAGGAGCCAGAGCGUGUAAUUUCUGAAUCGACGCGUGCAGAGCCACCCCGUCUACCGGCGAAAUUUCCUGCCUAAAUCGGGGAUAUUGUGAGCUUGAUUACUUCGAUAUAGAUAUUGCGUUACAGUCAUGGCUGGGGGCGUGUAAUCGAACUAUACGGAGUCUCGUAAACUCGAUGAACUUGAAAGACGAGCCAACGUCGAAGUCUUGAACUUCUGACAGCGUGCAAUGUUAGCACUUUGCCGUCGAGUUUGCGGCCUCGCUCCUCUCGCUUCUUGUCUCUGCCGCCAGGCUACUGUUGCUUCUGAUCCGACGAUUUCCCCCUGGUAAUUGAUUUCCCGUGUGUAAACGUGGUCAAAGGUGCUCGAUGGUUCAGUGAAUUUUUAACAUUUCUUUGACGCGAAGUCAAGAAUCCUGCAGAGAAAAUGUUUGGCGUACGUUUUUCAAGCAGAGAAUAAUUAAUUCGAACUGGAUAACGAAGAAAGUCAAAUAGCAAAGUGGCAAUUUUACAAUUAUAUAUUUAUAUUUUUAUUUUCCAUUGCUUCGGGUUUAUUACGCCUUUUCACCAAGACAGAUUACUAAGUAAUUAAUUAAUUAUUAUAAUUAAUUGAAAAAGAAGCUGAAACGUCUAAGAACCAGACGUAUACAAAGAUAUGCUCGAACCACUGAACGUUUGACGGGCACGCGAGAAAAACGGGCCACCCCAUUGAUAGCCCAUUAAUUCCCAGUAAUGAUCCAAUUACCACGCCGAAGUCGGCCCUUUAGAACACCUAUUCACCACCUUGGAGCGUGUUCGUGCGCAUCAGUCACGUUCCACAGCAUUGAGCAACAUCCAAGUGUACCCAGCCUAACCGAACCGCAACCAGACCACCGUUGCAAAUCAACCCCCGCCCUCUCAACAGGUCCAAAUAUUAAUUCAAUAGGACUGGUCGUCGUAGUAACGGUAAACAGAGGUUCGCUCUCUUUGACCUGCCAAGGAUCGUAGCGUUAGACGUCCAUCGUUUCAACGUUUCUAACCUCCAAUCGAACGAGAUGAGUUUCUUCAAGGUGGAGGAGACGCAAUGCGGUCCUCUGAAGCCGAGGAAGUAUCCUACGGUUGCAAUUGGUAGUCUGAACGCGCCUUGGGGAUACAGAUUGCGCGAAAGAUCGGGUUGCAAAACAGUGAAGAUCCCGGAAUCGUACGAGGAACAUCGACUGCAGAAGGAGAGGGAGUAUGAACAUUUGACGAAAAUUUUGGAGUUCGAGAACCAAACGAACAGCAAAAUCAAGAAGAAGAGCGUGUGGCAGCGAGUUCAGCAAGGGUUAGCAUCUUUCGAGGACGGCGUGAAUGCACGGCGAGAAAAACUUCGCGAGUUGCUGUUGAAAGAAGAGAUGGGGCUGAUUCACGAGGUGAUAUACCAGGCUCAGCACGGCGACGACGCGAGAAUGGACGACAUGCGUCGUUCGAUAGAAGAGAUCCGCAAAGAAGAGGAAGAGAAACGUCUAGCAGUGGUAGCUGCGAAGAGAAUGCAACAGUAUAUAGCUCAAUGUCCAGAAAUUCGUAACAACCGUUCGAAGAAAUCAGUGAUCGAAGCAAAACAGGGAAACUUGGCCCAAAUGGCGGCUAACGAAGCCAAGAAACAAGCGGAUAAAGAAUUAGACAAUCUCUGGCACCAGUUGAUGUUGAAGGAAGUGGAAGCGAAGAAACAGAGAGAGGUGGAGGAAGCGAAAAGACGUUGCCUAACGGAACAAGUGAAUAUGACCAUCCUGGCGAACCAAGUAGCAGGAAAGUUAGCUCUGGAGGAGCAAAAGAAGCAAAUACAUAUGGAAGACAGGGAGCAUAUGCAACGUCUGAUAGAGAAACUUCGCGAAGAAGAGCUUGAGAAGCUCGAGAAAGAACGUCAGAAGAGAGAGGAGCUGAAGAAGGAUCUACAGGAACAGAUUCUGGUAGCCAAGCGGAAGUUAGCCGAGCAGGCACGCCACGAAGCGGAAAUGGACCGCUUGAGAGGAAUCAUCGCUGCGGAGGAAUUAGCGAAAGAGCAGUCCGCCAUCAAAGAGUCCAGUGCCGCUCUUCGUAGAGAAUUACUCGCUUACAUCGAAUAUUUGGAAGAUUUACGGAAAGAGGAAGCUAGAAGAAACUUGGAAGUGGAUAGAAUAAUAGAACAGUCAAUGCAGGACACUGCUUGCAAACGAAAUCUUGCGGUUCAGAAAUUCAAAGAGGCUAGAAUGAAGAUUCUACAGGAUGUUCUUCGAGGUCGUGAGGAACAACUGAGGAUGAAGUGUGAGAAUGACAAAAAGGAGAUGGAAGCGCGUCAACUGGAAAAGGAAAUGCUGGAAAAGCAAAUAGAAUCGGAGGCCAAGUUGACUGCUUAUGCAAAAAAAGAAAAAAUGGAGAAAAUGUUGUGUUAUAGAAAGGAUCUGGAAGAACAAUGGAAACGGGCCGAGGAUGCGAAGCGUAGAGAAGCUGAGGAAGAUAAGAAGAUGUAUUUGGAGGAAAUUAAGCGGCAAGAAGAGUAUCAGAAAUUGACAGAGGAGUUGUUGGAAGCUUCUGACAAUGUCACUCCGCAUCCGUUUAAAAUUUUGCUGAAGGAAUGCGCGGCUCGUUAUGCUGCGGAGAAGGAAGGACAGUGUUACUGUCCGCCGCCGUUAUCCGAAUAGAAUUAAUGAUGUACGUGCAAAUUUUAAUAUUCAAAGGUAUAUAAUAUAUAUUUUGUCAUAUUAUAAAUUAACGUAAUUGACGUCUGAAGCGUGAAUUUUUGUUUUCCCGCUCCGGAAGGAUCCACGAUUCACGUGGUGAUCCAUUCGAGCUGCGCGCACCAUCUAUGUCAACGUCUGAGAAACAUUGAACGCGCUUGUCGCUAAAGUAGAACUCUGCUUCGCUAUCGAUCAUUCUGUCUUUUUCCGUUUUUCACGGCGCGCAACUUGGUGGCGCGAUAUUUAAAAAUACCGGCAAGGGUUAAAAGUAAAAAUCAUUCAAAAUAAACCCGUCGGUCGACGCAGACUUUCACGCUCGUCACGUCGCUGAAAAUAAACUUGGAAAAUAAACUGGCAAGAAUCAAUGGGCAGAAAAUCUGCAGCUAAAGCAGCCAGUCACACGGAAUAAUAAUAAUCAUCGCGAUUCGCGGCAAACGAGCGUGUUAUAAAUUCCAUCGAAUUAUACGAAACGAUGAAAUAAAACCGGCGUAAAAACCAAGCAUCAGCGCGAAUCGCGUGUAAAUAAUUCCAUCAUCGAUGCGAAUUAUUUUCAGCGACGCCGUGGCCGCAAUUCGCAUUAAAAUAAUUACGCGCCCCGGGUUGAAGUAUCGUUUUUUUUCCCUUUCUUCCGCGGCGAGAUUUAUACUUCGCUGAAAAACUGAUUCGUUCUCGCGCUUCGGGCUCUCAGCGAUUUUUUUCUGCCCCAUCCUCCGCCCUCUUUUUUUAUCUUUUCUCUCCGUUUUUUAUCUGUUUUAUCUCUCUUUUUUUAUUUUUUAAUACAUAUUUACAGCGGCACUCGUUGAAUCUCCCCGAGUCCCUCCGCAGCUACCUUCGGGCGGUCGCUUUGAAAUUCACGACGAACCAGCCUGACGUGCAAAUUGACACGCCGAUUGGAUUAAAUAACAUAACUUGUCCGGCCAGGACGCGCCGCGCGUAAAUUACCAGCCGUUUCGUUCGAUUACUGGAAAACACGCGACGUGCUGAAAAGGAGAACGGAUUUAAUGAGCGUGCGCGCGCGAUCAAAAAUUAGACACGAAUUAAUCGCUCCAAGACCCAUCCGCUUGACGAUGAUUUAACGAACUCUUCGAGAAGAUGCAUCGCACCUUCCUUUCUCUCUCGUUCUUGCUUCUCUUUCAACGCCUGCGUGCUGCUUAUCGAUAAUUUAAUCGCAUCAAUUCUUGAAGAAUACAAUAUCGUAGAAAUUGAGUAUCUGGUUAUUAAAAAGAAAGGAGGAAAUAAUUCCUAGAAAUUGGAAUCUUUAUUUUACGUUUCAAUAUUAGGAUAUCACGAAGGGUUAAAUAGUUGACUCUUUAUGACUCGCAUAAUAAUGGUUCUUUUUUCAACAUUUCUGAAAUAGUAUGGAGUUUACGAUGUCGUCUACCUAGCCUUCGUACGACCUUGAGCAACGUACAUCAAAUAAUAUUUUUUUAUCUCGCCCCCAGGCGUUUCGUUAUAUCUUCGAAAGCGACGAAGGUAUUCGAGAUAUUCCUGAUAAAUGAUACAAUCUGUAUUUCGUAUUAUGUCUUGAAUAAUACCGCGAAGAAGGCUACCCUUGUUCCCUUUACCACGGGAGAAGCAGCUACAAUAAUGCACUUUCAUGUUUCCGCUCGCUGCAAAAUUGCUCUUUAUGGUCACCCAACGAAGGUAAUUUCCAGCAGGAAUUUUAAGAUUAAACGACGCAACCUUCAACCUCUCUCAAUUUUUCCCUUAUCGAGCGACGUAGUAUUCCCUUAACAACACACCGCGUGGGUGGUGCUGAACUUGCCGUGCGAGGUUUCCAACAAAAGCCGCAAAUAGAAACAGUAGUUCCUCGGACAAUAAACCACUUAACUUUUAGCUUUCUAACAGAUGAAAUUCAAUUUCCCUUUCUACAUUUGCAACCCAGUUUGGCGCAAUAAAUCCAGCAGGUUUAGCUUGGUUUCUCCGAUGAAACCCAUAAAAAUCCCUUCUGUCCAGCCCUUUAGCGAGCUCACGAGGAGAAGCUUCACGAGGUAGUUGAAACGCCCAGCAACUCGUCCCAUGUAUAUUAAAACGCAUCCCCGUUGCUAUAUUAAAAUAUUUCCGUUCGGUCGACCAGCGCGUCCCAUAAUUCCUGCGGGUGACGUCGUGUAGUUGCGAAAGCGUUCACCAAAGUGGAAAGCCGGAAGUCGCUGGCGCGCGGGGGUGGACGCGUUUCCAAGUCGAAGCCGCUUAACGCGGAAUUUCAAGCACGAAUACGGUUCGACGCGGUUAUGCUCGCGUGUCUUCGAUGUGACGCGACUCCUCCGCCCGUUUCUCGAUUAUGGUCGUUCGUUUUUACGCGGUUAUCUUUAUAACGUCGUAGAAACUUCCUCUUCGUCUUGCCUCUCGACUUUCGAGGCCAGCCCCUUUAUCGACUCUACCCCUGCUUCCGCUCCUCAGCCCGGCUUUCUUUUUUCUUUUCUUAUUAUUUCCUCUUUUUUUCUUGGCAGACUUCACCCUUUGCGUGUUUUUUCUCCUUGCACGCGCAAAGACCGUCCGAGCGAUUAAUUGAUUAGCGAUAGCGAUAACGGUCGAAGGGGUGACUUUAGAGAGAAAUAGGCUUGGAACGGUUUUUUUUUUUUAAUAUUCAUUGAAAAAUAAAUGUACCGAAACGGUAAUAUUGUGAUUAUCGCGUUUCUUGACGUCAAAUAAGGAUCUAUGUGCUUUGGGGAUUUUUACAUUCUCGCGUAAUAAUUAAAUAGUCGUGGAAGAAUCGAUGGAAUAAUUAACGGGGCGCGAUAGUCGAUAAACACGUUUUUUUUAAAUUUGCAGGAAAGUGGAUUAAAUAUUUAUUAAAACAUUUCUCGGAGAAGCCUGAUUGGCCCACGUAGCUCUAUUUGUUACGUGCGCAUUAAAAUAUUCACUUGAACGCUUCUCGCGAGAGACUUACUAUCACCGAGGUCCAUCGACUGGUUAAUCGAUUAGUUGGUCUACUUAACCCUUUGUCAGACUCAAAAAACAACUCCAUAAAGGAAUUUACUUCGCUCCGUGAACGAACCAGUGCAAAACAUGGGAAUAAUUUAUCGCUUCUUCACUACUUCCUUAAAAACAGCGAACUAAUUAGCCAAAAAUUUACGCCUUUGAUGAAUUCUCUAAUUUUGUUAUUAAUUUGAAAUUAUGCUGGGUGCUUAGCAUAAAAUGUUUAUAGAAUCGUUCAAUUACGCAUAGAUCGUGCAUAUCUAUGUAGAUUCAUAUUUUUAUGAACAAGAUUAAAGAAUGGAAAUGAAAAUGAAAAUUUAUUACCUUAAUUUGAAUAUUUUGCAUGUUCGUUCUGCGCAUUUUUCCAGCUUUAAAUUCCCCGUAAAUGCAUAAAUAUCCGCAGUCUGAUUACGAGCGUAAAAACGAGAUGCCCGUCGUUGUAGCCAAGUAAAUACAAUCACUUUAUCGUCACAAUUGUCAAGCAGUGUGUAAUCAAAUAUGCUAAACCAGUCUAAAAUGACGCGCAUUAUUUCAUAGAAAACCGCAUAGAGAACGUUCACUGAGACGUACACCUUCGUUCGUAAGUAAUCCCUUUUCCUUGGCCAUUUUACAUCAUAAAUUCACAUUAAUUACGUAUAACGAAAUUUCUUUGCAAGACUUCUCA
Bombus pascuorum is the source of this 6395-nucleotide messenger RNA. Its product is annotated as trichohyalin-like. The coding region runs from base 1172 to 2776 and encodes 534 amino acids. Lineage: Eukaryota; Metazoa; Arthropoda; Insecta; Hymenoptera; Apidae. The record is from RefSeq and is a predicted model, not a curated record. The transcript has 2 exons.